AUGGGUGAAGCAUUCCAAAUCCUUGGCUUCCUCGGCUCCCUGCUGCUGGCGGCGUCGUUGGUGCCGCAAGCGAUGAAAUUGUACAGGACCAAGAGCGCGAGAGACAUCAGCUUGUCAUACCAGAUAUCGUACGUGCUGGGACUCGCAAUGAUCGUGGUGUACGGCUUCGGCCGAUGGCUCUGGCCCGUGUACAUCCCUGCAACGAUUGAACUGUGCGCUGCGAUUGUGGUGUUCAGCAUGAAGCUCUACUACGACUGGCAGGAGCAGAAGCAAGACGGUGACAAGAUCGCCGGCACUAGCCCUGAGGUGGAGGUUGACGUCGCUUCCGCCGUCUCGCGGACGCUGCAGUGA
Molecule: messenger RNA, 351 nt
Organism: Phytophthora nicotianae INRA-310
Lineage: Eukaryota; Oomycota; Peronosporomycetes; Peronosporales; Peronosporaceae
Exons: 1
Coding region: 1-351 (116 amino acids)
Source: RefSeq, a predicted model, not a curated record